UCAAUAACCUGUCAAUAACUCUUUUGUUUUCUAGCCACCUAACUAUCCUACUCAUAAAAUCAUGGAAUCUGCCAUUAACAUGCUCGUCUCCCAGUUCAAGACUUACGCAGGGAAGGAUGGCUCUGUAAACACUCUGAGCAAAGACGAGUUUCAGAACUUGGUCACAUCCCAGUUACCAAACUUUGUAAAGAAUGCCUCUGACCCAGCCACCAUUGAUCAGCUCAUGAAGUCAUUGGAUGCUAAUAACGAUGGAGAACUGACGUUCCUGGAGUUCUGGAAGCUGAUUGGCAGUGUGGCGAACCAGCAUGGCGGCUUUUAGCCAAUAAAGAGACCUGAAGUAUUAGUCUACUUCAAGAAAAUCACUUUAAUUUUACCUUGUGACUUUCUGAUGUAAUUAUAACAAUGCGCAGUUAAUGAUUGUCCCAAGCAGGUGACAGCAAAUAAAAGAAAGCGUUGUAUUAUUCUCCUA
This is a messenger RNA of Carassius carassius (crucian carp), 469 nucleotides long. Its product is annotated as protein S100-A11-like. The transcript is spliced from 2 exons. Bases 62 to 319 code for a protein of 85 amino acids. NCBI's taxonomy places the organism in Eukaryota, Metazoa, Chordata, Actinopteri, Cypriniformes, Cyprinidae. Gene Ontology annotation, cellular component: perinuclear region of cytoplasm. Gene Ontology annotation, molecular function: calcium ion binding; transition metal ion binding. The record is from RefSeq and is a predicted model, not a curated record.